This is a messenger RNA of Aphanomyces invadans, 3065 nucleotides long. RefSeq lists its product as hypothetical. NCBI's taxonomy places the organism in Eukaryota, Oomycota, Saprolegniomycetes, Saprolegniales, Verrucalvaceae. Gene Ontology annotation, molecular function: protein binding; oxidoreductase activity. Gene Ontology annotation, cellular component: extracellular region. Gene Ontology annotation, biological process: proteolysis. The transcript has a single exon. The record is from RefSeq and is a predicted model, not a curated record. The coding region runs from base 236 to 2929 and encodes 897 amino acids.
UGUCGACCGUGACAAACCCAGGCGCCGCGCUUUCGCGCACACGGCGCAUGAAACAUGCCUUCGAACUUCGCCGUUCGAUCCUGUGGAUUGGUUGAGGCCAGUGAAUGUGGUCGCGACGGUGGCGGCCAGGUUCGCGCGACGUAACACGUUCGCGCGACGUAACACGUUCGCACGACACACAGAGACGGCGCGGCCACACAACACCCCCGCCGCCAUUGGAGAUUCCGACGCGUCCAUGGCGUACCUCACUCGUCGGACCUCGUACCUCGCGCUGCUAGUGCUCGCGUUUGUAGCCGAGCCGGCACUCCAGCAAGCGACGUGCUCGUCCAUCGCUGUCGACGUCGACUACCCUGGUAACGACAUCGCGGGCGUCGCCGCGGCGGCCGUCGACAACUGCUGUGGCAUCUGCGCCGCGACUGCCCACUGCAACGCGUUCUCGUAUGCGUAUGGCACGUGCUACCUCAAGUCGGCCAACGGGUCGGCCAUCGCGAAGCGUGGCGUCUAUUCCGCGACUCUGGCGACGCCACCACCAUGCCCGGCCAUCGAAAACGACACGGACUAUGCAGGUGGAGACCUCACAAGCGUUGCUGCGUCCGCCGCAGAAGCGUGCUGCGGCAUUUGCAAAGCUACGGCAGGAUGCAAGUUGUUUGCCUACGCGUAUGGCACGUGCUACUUGAAACACACCCAGGGACCACGAACGUCCAAACCCGGCGUUCGAUCCAGUGUCGUCGUGCCUCCUCACCCCGAGGAGUGCCCGGCCAUCGAAAACGACAUCGACUAUCCGGGUGGGGACCUCGUCGGGGUCGCCGCCGCCGCUGCAGACGAUUGCUGCGGCAUUUGCAAAGCCACAGCGGGAUGCAAGCUGUACUCGUACGCGUAUGGCACGUGCUACUUGAAACACACCCAGGGCAGUCGCACAACCAAAGCAGGCGUUCGAUCGGGCGUCGUGGUCCCUGCUGUCGACCCGCCAACCACAACAGCACCGCCCACAGGACAGUGCUCUUCUUCGAUCGCCAACGUCGACUACUACGGCAUGGACAUUGCGACCGUGCCCGGGUCGUCAGUGGCGCAGUGCUGCGACGCAUGCACGGCGACGUCAUCGUGCCAUGCGUACGUGUUUUACCAGGGCAACUGCUACCUCAAAUCUGGCAAGGGCCGGUCGUCGGUGCUGCCUGGCGCCGCCGCGUCCGCUCUCUCGUCUUUCUUUCCCACGUGCGCCGCCAUCGAAGAUAAUGUGGACUAUCCUGGCGGGGACCUGACCGCUGUCGCCAAGACGACUGCGGAAGAAUGUUGCGACGAGUGCCGAUCGACGGCAGGAUGUGCGCUCUUCACGUGGUCAUGGGGAACGUGCUACCUCAAGUCGACGAAAGGAGCUCGUCGCGUCUCGGCGGGAGCGCGAUCCAUGCUUGUGUCGACCGCGGUGACCACCCCCGCCGCUACAACUACCAAACCUACGAUCGCCCCGACAACUCCCGGUCCAACAACGUCGCAGCCGACUGCCACCCCGACGCCUGCGCCGACACCUCUGACGACGCUGUCCAGUUGCGGCAAACGGCAGCGCAAAGCAUGGAGUGCGUCGACGGCCGCGGAGAAAGCUCUGUUCAUCAGCGCCGUCGAAGAGUCCAUGAAGCGCGGUCUCUUCAAGCGGUUCCUGUCCGUGCACAACGACCUGAAAGCCAACAAAGAAGCGCAUGGGACGUGUGUGUUUUUGUUUUGGCACCGCAAGUUCAUCCUAGCGUUUGAGGACAUGCUGCGCAGCCUCGGUCCGGCCUAUCGAUGCCUCACACUUGCCUACUGGGACUACACCCAAGACUAUGUUCAGUUCCAAAGCAACCAGUGCAAGACCAUCGGCGAGUGCGCAAUCGCGACGGCCGACUUGGGCGGGUCCACUCAAGGCCGGGACGCGCAGCCCGCCGAUGCCGGGCACACGUCGUUGUGUGUGUCGUCGCCGCCGCUGAACGCGUCCGAGGCUGGAUGUGUUCGCCGCGGCGACUGGCACGCAACCACCAUGCCGGACUGGAGCAUCUCGAACGCGCGGUCGUCGCUGUUCGACAUGGGGGCGUCGAUUGCGGCCGUGUCGGCGGAUUUGGAGCUUGGGAUUCACGGCUCGGUCCACAUGGAACUGCGCGGCGCGAUGGGAAAUGGGUUCCUGUCCCCGAUGGACCCGAUCUUUUACUUGCACCACGCAAUGGUGGAUGUGCUCCACACGGUGUUUUACCACUGCAAAGUCGAGCCAUUGAACUUGGACGCUGCCGGCCAGCAAGCCCACGAGAGCUCGUUCCAGGGGUGCACAGUCAACUAUGGCGACGGAUCGCUGCCGGUGGGCCCGACGACCUCGAUCAUGAUGCGAAGCCACGUCGACUUGGACGACCAAAUGCCGAUUCCCGUCGAGGACGACCCGUGGAUCGGCCCAUUCUUCAAGCCGUUGCCGAGCGAAUACUACAAGCUGACCGAUGCCCGGACACUCGGGUACAGCUACAACUUGGUCGGGCUAGUUGGCGACUUGUACACCAAGUGCGGCGCUGCGACGGCCACCACGAUCGAGUCGACACGCCACUUUGAACAAGACCACACUGUCGUCGCUCCGUUCAAGCCAGCCAACGUCAAGACCCUCCAGUUUGAGGACGCCGUCAUGUCGAUGGCCGUGGAGCAAGGUCUAACGCGGGAGGCCGCGUUCGUCGAGCUCAAGAAAAUCAACUUGCUCCACCACGUCAACUGCUUUGCCGGCGGCGACAUUCAAGAUUACCCGGACGACUUUAAGCACCGCAUGCACUUGGGCGACGCCAAGAAGCCAGGGUUUGUCCUGUGGCACCAACUCCAGACCAACCAGACGACGGUCCACAUUGCGGGAUGGCAAAACAUCACGCGCGCCUAUUACAACUGCACAGGCGCCAUGAACGCGCGCCAGAUGCACGACGCCAUCAAGUGAUGGCAUCGAGUCGAUCGAGAGAGGGUUUCGCUACCAGACAACGACGCGCCGAGCUGUUGGGUAAACUCAAUGCAGGGAUCGUUCCAGGACGAACCAAAAAACCCUUGGCGUAGAUUUCGCACACCUCACAGAGCUC